Messenger RNA from Rangifer tarandus platyrhynchus (Svalbard reindeer), 2025 nucleotides. Lineage: Eukaryota; Metazoa; Chordata; Mammalia; Artiodactyla; Cervidae. The record is from the annotation of a GenBank genome assembly.
AUGAUCAAGUCACAGAUAUCGUUUGAAGAUGUGGCUGUGAAUUUCACAUUGGAGGAGUGGCAGCUGCUUAAUCCUACUCAGAAGACCUUGUACAGAGACGUGAUGUUGGAGAACUAUAGCAAUCUAGUUUUAUUGGGUUAUCAAGUUAUCAAACCUGAGAUGAUCUUCAAGCUGGAACAAGAAAAGCCAUGGUUAUUAGAUGAAGAAAUCCUAAGUCAAAACUUCUCAGAAAAAGUCUGGCUAGAUAAUGAUCUCAAAAUGUGGCACCAGGAUAAUCAAGACAAGCUUAAAAGUUUGGAGAGAGGCCAUGAAUAUGACAUCUUUGAGAGAAUGUUUCAUUUAGGCAUUAACUUUGAUCAUUUAGGAAUGAGAUCCCAUAAAUGUGGCACAGGUGAAGAAAGUUUGAAACAUCCUUUUGAUUUUCUUAUUCCAAAAAGUAACUGUGAAAGAAAGAAACUUGAUGAGCUUAAUAGGAAAUUAUUAUUUUGUAUUAAACCUCCCAGAAUUUAUGGUGGAAUAAAAUACUCUGAUGGCAAUACAUGUACAACAGUCAUCAGUAAAGAGCCAGGAGUCAUUAUGAACCAUAUACCACUCACAGGAGUCUGUUUGUGCAUGGAAUGUGGCAAGGUUUUUAAUAAAAAGUCACAGCUCAUUAUACAUCAAAGAACUCAUACAGGAGAGAAGCCCUAUGGAUGCCAGGACUGUGGGAAAGCUUUCUCCCAGAAGUCAUUGCUCACUAUUCAUCAAAGGACGCAUUCAGGAGAAAAACCAUAUGGGUGUGGGGAAUGUCAGAAAGCUUUCAGUAGGAAGUCACUGCUCAUUUUACAUCAGAGAACUCACACAGGAGAGAAGCCCUAUGGCUGUGGUGACUGCGGGAAAGCCUUCAGCAGGAAGUCACAGCUUAAAAGACAUCAGGUAACCCAUACGAUAGAGAAACCCUAUGGCUGCAGUGAGUGUGGGAAAGUCUUCUCCCAGAAAUUAAAGCUCAUUACACAUCAGAGGACACACACAGGAGAGAAGCCCUACAGAUGUAGUGAUUGUGGAAAAGCCUUCUUUUGGAAGUCACAGCUUAUUACUCAUCAGAGGGUUCAUACGGGGAAGAAGCCAUAUGCAUGUAGUGAGUGUAAAAAAGCCUUCAGCAGGAACUCACUCCUCAUUAGGCAUCAGAGGAUCCAUACAGGAGAGAAACCCUAUGAAUGCAGUGAAUGUGGUGAAGCCUUCAUCAGAAAACCACAACUUGUUAAACAUCAAAUGACUCAUACAGGAGAGAAGAACUAUCAGUGCAGUAAUUGUGAGGAAGCCUUCUUUAAGAAGUCAGAACUAAUUAAACAUCAAAAAGUUCAUUUAGGAGAAAAACCCUAUGGAUGUGUUGAAUGUGGCAAAACCUUCUUUGGAAAGUCACAGCUCCUGACACAUCAAAGAACUCACACUGGAGAGAAACCUUACGAAUGUAGUGCCUGUGGGAAAGCCUUCACCCAGAAGUCCAGCCUGGUGUCCCAUCAGAGGACACAUACAGGGGAGAAACCUUAUGAAUGCAGUGAAUGUGGGAAAACCUUCAGUGAGAAGUCAAGUCUCAUUCACCAUCAGAGAACCCAUACUGGAGAAAAACCGUUCGAAUGUGGUGAAUGUAGGAAAGCUUUUGCCUGGAAGCCACAGCUUCUUAGGCAUCAGAGAAUUCAUACAGGGGAGAAACCCUAUGAAUGCAGUGAAUGUGGAAAGGCAUUUGUUCAGAAAGUACAGCUCAUUAAACAUCAGAGAAAUCAUACAGGAGAGAAGACCUAUGGAUGCAAUGAUUGUGCAAAAGCUUUCUUUGAGAAGGCACAGCUCAUUAUACAUCAGAGAAUUCAUACAGGAGAGAGACCCUAUAAAUGUGAGGAAUGUGGGAAGUCUUUCACUAGGAAGUCACACCUUAUGAGGCAUCAGAGGAUCCAUACAGGGGAUAAGUACUGUGGAUGCAGCGAAUGUGGGACUGUCUUCCACAGAAAGGCACAGCUCCUGAUUCAUCAGAGAAGUCAUGUGCUGUAG